Auxenochlorella protothecoides is the source of this 339-nucleotide messenger RNA. RefSeq lists its product as hypothetical. The record is from RefSeq and is a predicted model, not a curated record. The transcript has a single exon. Lineage: Eukaryota; Viridiplantae; Chlorophyta; Trebouxiophyceae; Chlorellales; Chlorellaceae. The annotation marks the transcript as partial.
AUGCCCAGCUUGGCCAGGAGGGUGGCCUGGGAGGCGCCCACCUUCUCGCCCGGCUUGAUCAGGUGCACGUCCGACACGAUCUCCACGGUGCCCUUGUUGAUCUUGGUGGAGAUGUUCAGGGCCUGGAAGAAGGAGGUCUGGGACGGGUCCAUGCCCGUGUUCCCAGCGUACACCGUCACAUCGUUAGGGGCCACCAGGCCCACGCGUGCCGGGGCGCCAACCUUGAACUCCUGGAUCUUGUCGCGGACCUCGUUCAGGUCGCCCUGGGUGAAGAUCAGGCCCACGUUGCCCACCAGGUGGUCCAGCAGCACCAGCCACUGCUCGUUGCCCGUGCGCUCC